CACACAUUGAACAGUAUAUUACCGGAGCAAAUAUUCUACCGUAGAGAAGAGGAAAAAUCCGGCGAAUUUAUUAUAGCGACACGGGGGGACGGAAGGCGACGUAGCCUAUACCAUAUAGUCAGUCCACUGAUGCAAACAGAGAAUUUGAGGUUAAAAUAUAUUAACCAUUGCCAUAAUUUAAUUAUAUUAAGUCACACUCAUAUUUCUGGCAGUACAGCGCGCUUUUGAGUGUGUUGUGUAAUGCGCGAUAGGCCGUGUUAUUCGCAAACACCUAAAUGCAGUAGAUAUCUCAUCAGCCGUUUGUUAAAAAAAAUUUUUUGUGUUAUUUUAUUGUAUCGGAUUUUAUAGUUAUCCGUGCAACGCCGACAAGAACAAUAUUUUUCAGGAAUGGCAGAGGCGGACUUACAAACGUUUACAUCGAUAAUGGACGCACUGGUUCGCAUUAGUUCCAAUAUCAAGAGCAUGGAGCGUGAGCUUCAGUGCCCGGUGUGUAAGGAGAUGGUGAAACAGCCCAUCCUCCUGCCGUGCCAGCACAGCGUCUGCCUGCUGUGUGCGUCUGAGGUCCUGGUGCAGAAUGGCUAUCCUGCCCCAGACCUGCCCCCGGAGCCCAAGUCUCCCGCCUCCACCCCGAACACACGCUCUCCACGCCAGGCCCGCAGACCCGCACCCAAGGUCGACCGCAUUGACCGCGUGCUGCGUCCUGGGUAUGGGACGUACCCUGGCCGGCGGCGCAAGGAUGGCCCCCCUCCUCCCAUGCUGUUCCCCUGCCCUCCAUGUGGGAAGGACGUGGAGCUGGGGGAGAGGGGGCUGGCCGAAUGCCUUCGCAACCUUACCCUGGAGCGCAUCGUGGAGAGGUACAGGCACACGGUGAGCCUGGGCACGGUGGCGAUCAUGUGCCAGUUCUGCAAGCCGCCCCAGUCCCUGGAGGCCACCAAGGGCUGCGCCGACUGCAGGUCCAACUUCUGCAACGAGUGCUUCAAGCUGUACCACCCGUGGGGCACGCCCCGCGCCCAGCACGAGCAUGUGCUGCCCACCCUCAACUUCAGACCCAAGGUUCUGACGUGCCCAGAGCAUGAGCAGGAGCGGCUGCACUUCUUCUGCAAGUCCUGCCAGAGGCUGCUGUGCCCGCUGUGCAAGCUGCGGCGAAUCCACGCGGGCCACAAGGUCACCCCCGUCGCCAACGUCUGCCAGGCACUCAAGGAAAAAAUCACCAAGGUGAUCAACUACAUCCUAGCCAAUCAGGAGACAGUGCAGGCUCAGAUCACCCAGCUGGAGAAUGCCAUAAUGCAGACAGAGAUGAACGGCGCCGGCGCUCUGGAGCAGCUGACGCAGUGCGUGCGGGAGCUGGGGGCGGCGCUGGCCGAGCGGCAGGGGGCCCUGGCCCAGGCGGUGGAGGGGGCCCGGCUCCGGCGCUCCGAGGCCCUCUCGGCCCAGGUGACGGAGAAGCAGAGCAUGCUGGAGAACGCCGGCCUGCUGGCCUUCUCCCAGGAGCUCCUGAAGGAGACGGACCCGCCCUGCUUCGUGCAGGCGGCGCGCCUCACUCACAACAGGCUCUUGAAGACAAUUGAGAACCUGCAGUGCUUCUCUCUGUCAGCUGAUCCCUCUUUUCGACACUUUCAAGUGGAUAUCUCCCGAGAACUGAAGAUGCUCAACAGCUUAGAAUUCAUUAAAGCCCCCCUGGCGCCCGUGAUUGACACCCAGCGCACCCUGGCGUACGACCAGCUCUUUCUGUGCUGGCGCCUGCCCCAGGACUCCGCCCCCGCCUGGCACUUCUCCGUGGAGUUUCGGCGGCGCGAGGGAGGGCCGGGGGGCGUCUGGGGCGGGGUCAGGGACCCCGGGAGAGGGGCCGGGGGCGGCGGGGGCCACUGGGGGUGGCAGCGCCUGGAGGAGGUGAGCGGCACCAGCACUGUGAUUGACAGGCUGGAGAUGGACAGUGUGUACGUGCUGAGGGUGAGGGGCUGCAACAAGGCCGGCUUUGGGGAGUACAGUGAGGAGGUGUACCUUCACACCCCACCUGCACCAGAAUGUAACAGGUACUACUUGCUUUCCUCUCUUACCCUUUUUAUCUCUACCUAUUUCCUGGAAUGUGUACUAGGUACCUGUUGUUUUCCUCUCUCCCCCUUUUUCCCUCUUUCGAUCCCUUGUUCUCCUUUUUCCUCUCUGCGCCUCUCAUGUGCUUUCCUGUCCUUAUGUUCGUUACUGCCCCUCCUGCCAAUGUGCUGUCUUCCUGAGCCGCCUGGACAAUUCCCCACUGCCUGUGUCUCCUCUCUUCCUUACCUCAAUCCUCCCCUACCAAUGCCAAUCCCUUAUCUUCCCCCUUCCCCUACUCUGUCUUCUUGCUUCCUUUCGUCUGUGCCAUCUUGUUUGCUCCUUCCAUUAUGUUUCCUCUGUCCCUUACCCUCACUCUACUCCCCAUCCCCUUGCCUGUUCCCUUCCCUGCCCCCAUUCCUGUUCCUCCUAUCCCCUUCCCUGACCUCAUUCCUGUUCCUCCUAUCCCCUUCCCUGUCCUCAUUCCUGUUCCUCCUAUCCCCUUCCCUGACCUCAUUCCUGUUCCUCCUAUCCCCUUCCCUGUCCUCAUUCCUGUUCCUCCUAUCCCCUUCCCUGCCCCCAUUCCUGUUCCUCCUAUCCCCUUCCCUGCCCCCAUUCCUGUUCCUCCUAUCCCCUUCCCUGUCCCUCCCAGUGCUGAAUUUCUACCUGGACUCACGCUGGGGCCUCCACUCUGACCGGCUGGUGGUCAGUAAGGAGCAGCGCUGUGCCCGCAGCGUCCCGGGCCUCUCCCUCCUGCAGGCCGCCGACCGCGCCCUCACUUCCUGCCACCUGACCUCUGACCUGUUGGUGGGCGACAUUGCCAUAACCCAGGGGAAGCACUACUGGGCAUGCUCUGUGGAGCCCGGCUCAUACCUGGUCAAGGUGGGGGUGGGUCUGGAAUCCAGACUGCAGGAGUGGUUUCAUCUGCCCCAGGACAUGGCCAGCCCCCGCUAUGACCCAGAUAGCGGUCAUGAUAGCGGGGCCGAGGAUGCCCUGGACUCUCCGCCUCCCUUCUCCUUCCUUACAAUGGGCAUGGGCAAGGUUCUUCUGCCCCAGGGGGCAAAUUCACAUAACAACUGCCCCAGCAAUGCCACCAGCCCCAGGGAGCCGUCCUCCAACCACAGCAACAGCAGCAGUCAUCCCACACAUCUGACGGCCCUGACUGCCCCAUUGCCCCCUCAGCUUGGGGUGUGCCUGGACUUUGAGAAGGGGCGUGUCACGUUCUAUGAUGCCCAUUCACUGCGGCCCUUGUGGGAGGGACCAGUUGAUUGCUCUGCGCCUGUCUGUCCUGCCUUCUGUUUUAUUGGCGGUGGGGCACUUCAGCUUCAAGAGCUGGUGGCCAAUCGCAGUGCAGAGCAGGCCCCAGUCAGGAGGGUUACCAUCCAAUCACGUGCCACCAAUCUGAGUAACUAAUUCAGUGCAUUAACCAUCAUGUUCUGGUCGUUUUUAAUUUCCAUUGCCAGAAGGAAAUUAAAUUAAUAUCCCCACUCAGUGGGUAUGUUUCUUUACGUAUGUUUAUCAUAAAUACAUGUUUUUAUUGUAUGAAAUAUUAAUAUAUUCUUUUGUUUUAUGUUUUGUUUUAUAUUUUCCAUUUUGCAUAAAGGAGUGAGUUUUGGAAUUUUUUUAUUUAUAUAAGCUUUAAAUUAUUGUUUAUUUCAUAUUAUAUUUCACACUGUUAUUAUGUAACAUUUAUAACAUUUUCCUAGGAAUUAGACUUGUUGACUCUGCAUCUUUUUAUGUCUACGUGUGAUUCUUCCAGGCUAAUUAAAUUAAUACAAAUUCAUACUGUUGUAACAAUGGCAUUGGCAUUUAUUUAUCUAUGGUACUUGAAACUCUUAAACUAGUAUUUCACCAUUUCACUCUAAUGUAACUUAGUCAUAUAAAACCAAAAAGUUGACAUUCAUUUCAUCGUGUUCAUGUUACUAACACGUGAAUACACUUACUUAUUGAUUACUCAUGGUGUUCAUAUUGGAGACAAAAUGAUACUGCACUUGAGCAACCAGAAUUUGUGAUGUGCUUGUGACAAAUCUUUGUUAGUCUCUGUUCCAUAUUCAUGUCCAGUUUCCAGCUACGAUCACUAGAUAAUUUCAUGAAGUUUAAAUACUUUUCUAUAUUGUAAACUUUUGCGAUUAUUAGCGUUUUAUGCAUUUAUCAUAGAAUGGGAGAUCGCAAGAUACCAGAACUGCUUCAGUAGAAAAUAAUUUACUAAACUUUAUUUAAAGGGACAGAACUGAGACUCUGCAACUUAGCUGCUAUUCAGCUUUCACUGUACUGUGUGUGUGUGUGUGUGUGUGUGUGUGUGUUUGAGAAGACAGAGAAAGAGAGAGGCAAGACACGCAGUUCCACAAUUAUUUAUUACAACGAAUGAAACAAGCCAAUGUGAAAAAAUCAAGAUCAAAUUUCCAUGGUGUUAUUUCAAAGUUUGGGCAUUUACUUGUGUUUUUUUUUUCUUUGGGGGAACUUUAAAGAGCUGGAAUUUAGAGCUGAGCAUAAUUGAUGUUUGCAAUUCAGGUUUGUGUUGUCUUUGUGUGUUUUUUACGUGAGAGAAACUGCUGUUAAAACUUCUACUAUACAAUUAGUUGCACUAAAGCACUCAUUUUAUCCCUAAUCACUGAUUCUGAUGUUUUAAUCAAGCGAUUGUUUUUUUUAAUGUAUUACUAUGUGACGAGCAGCACAGCACCUGAAUGACUCCAGACUGUAGCAUUUUGGAAUCUUAAUUUAGACUUUGCCAUGCUGGCAGAAUGUUUGUUGAACUAACAAAAUGUAAAAAAAAAUAAGAUAAAAUAAAAGGAUCACAAAUA
Anguilla rostrata (American eel) is the source of this 4829-nucleotide messenger RNA. RefSeq names its product tripartite motif containing 46a (gene trim46a). The transcript has 12 exons. Gene Ontology annotation, cellular component: main axon. The record is from RefSeq and is a predicted model, not a curated record. The coding region runs from base 388 to 3441 and encodes 1017 amino acids. NCBI's taxonomy places the organism in Eukaryota, Metazoa, Chordata, Actinopteri, Anguilliformes, Anguillidae. Gene Ontology annotation, molecular function: protein binding; zinc ion binding. Gene Ontology annotation, biological process: neuron migration; microtubule bundle formation; anterograde synaptic vesicle transport.